Aspergillus mulundensis is the source of this 1146-nucleotide messenger RNA. RefSeq lists its product as uncharacterized. The transcript is spliced from 3 exons. The coding region runs from base 1 to 1146 and encodes 381 amino acids. NCBI's taxonomy places the organism in Eukaryota, Fungi, Ascomycota, Eurotiomycetes, Eurotiales, Aspergillaceae. The record is from RefSeq and is a predicted model, not a curated record.
AUGGCUCCCAUCACCGAAAUCCGCCAGCGUCUCGAGAAGCUGUGGAAGCAAGUCGUGCCGCCCAAGUUGGAUCGCCGUCUGGAUUCUGACAAUGUUGUCCCGGCUGCGUUCCUCAAAGCGAACAGGAUUCGGCUUGUCCCCGCUGAUUUUGAAGCGUCCGACGUGGAGAAGAUCAAUCUAGGUGACGACGUUGGUCUCCAUGUACCCAGUCACUGCCGGGAUUUUGACCCUCCCUUCCUGUUCAAACCUCGUCGUCUUUCCUUCAUGGCUGAGCAUCCCAUCGAUCCGGAUGGCUUCUACGGAGACGAGAUCCAAAAGUACCGUGAGUUUGCGCUCCCGGUGGCACAUCCCAAUCAAGAAAACUUAAAUAUCAAUCACACGAAACGGUCUCCAUGGCACUGCGCCUUAUUCACGGCGACUUAUUUGGAACGGUGGGCUUUGGGCAAUUUCCCCCGUCGCCUGCCCCCAAAUGUCGCUACAUUGAGGCAGCUCUGCGGAUUAUGGUCUGUCUAUCCACCUCAUCCGCUUUAUCCAGCCACUAGGGGCUUCCACCAUGACGGACAGUCGUAUGAGAAUCACUGGAUGACCUAUAUCUGCGAGUACGUUAAGGAGCCUGAGGGGGUCCAGAUGCCGCACGCUGUUCUUCUCGCCCACCAGUCAUGCAACGGGCAUGACGGGUCGAUCGCCCUGGGCGAGCUCGUCGCCAUCAUAACGAUCAUGAGAAACCGAGCGAGUCAGCCUCGGGUCUGGGAUGAGAAUGAGGAGGACGAAGAUGAUGCCUUCGAUGACGGCUAUCAGGAUCCGAACCCCAAGGAAUGUCCCGGCCUGGACCUAAAAGACACGGAAGUGCUUUUCCCUGAUGAGCGGAGGUUUCCUGUUCUGAUGGCUUCUCUGGUCGGUCCUCAGCAUGGACGUCUUUACUAUGCUUGCAUGGACGGGUUGGAUAUUGUCAUACGCCAGUCCAAACUCUAUAGCUUUGAGAAAAAGGACGAUGCGCUACUGAACUUUUUCUCGUGCUUUCUUCUGAGUGAGCCUAUUGCGAGAGAUCCUCCUCGACUGCCCACGCCCAGGCCUCUCCCCAUCCGGGUUCCUCUACAGGCUGCUUCAGCCAGGGCUGCUGAUACCAUCACCGGACCCCUUCGCUGA